GCCGCGGCGUCUGCAGGCCCGGCGGGACGGGACGGGAGCGCAGCGCCUGGCUGGAUGCGGCGGCCCCCACGGGCGCUCUGAGACCCGCAAGAUGAGCGCUGCUCUGCCCAGCCUGCUGGCCUGGCUGGCGGUGCUGCUGCUCGGGAGGGCGGCGCGCCCGGCCGACGCCUGCAGCUGCUCCCCGGUGCACCCGCAACAGGCCUUCUGCAACGCCGACCUGGUGAUCAGAGCAAAGGCUGUCUCCGGAAAAGAGGUGGAUUCUGGGAAUGAUGUUUAUGGGAAUCCGAUCAAACGGAUCCAGUAUGAGAUCAAGCAGAUAAAGAUGUUUAAAGGACCUGACAAGGACAUAGAGUUAAUUUACACAGCUCCCUCCUCGGCUGUGUGCGGGGUGUCGCUGGACACCGGCGGGAAGAAGGAAUAUCUCAUUGCAGGCAAGUCCGAAGGCAACGGCAAGAUGCACAUCACACUGUGCGACUUCAUCGUCCCUUGGGACUCCCUGAGUGCCACUCAGAAGAAGAGUCUGAACCAGCGGUACCAGAUGGGCUGUGAGUGCAAGAUCUCCCGCUGCCCCUCCAUUCCGUGCUUCGUCUCCUCGUCGGACGAAUGUCUCUGGACAGACUGGGUGACGGAGAAGAACAUCAACGGGCGACAGGCUAAGCAUUACGCCUGCAUCAAGAGGAGUGACGGCUCGUGCGCGUGGUACCGUGGCGUAGCCCCACCCAAGCAAGAGUUUCUCGACAUCGAGGACCCCUAAGCUGAAUAGCUGCGUUCCAGUACCCAAUAGAAAGGCCUGCAAGAAAUUAGACUGGUCCAUCUCUGACAUCACUUCCUGGAAACAGCAUGAAAAUACAGUAUCCCAAGUGGGUCCCAAUCGGGUGAUUAAAUGCCACGUGCUUCCAAAGUGGGGUGAGGGGCCACACCGUUGUAUUUAGUUCCCAGCAGUGCUUUCCAAUUCCUUCCUUUCACAGAUGCAGUGGGGCAUGGGAUGGCUUCAUACUAGUCAGGGGAGAAUCCUGAACCAGCCGGACUUUGAUCCAUGAGAUCCCAGUGCUGUUCUGGAGGAAACCAGAAUGCUCGAGGGUCGAUGUGUCUCAUUCUGUGUAGCAGGCCUACCAGGUUCCCCUCACCUGGGGCUGGAGUGUCCCUUGCUUUGGGUAGCUCCUACCCCUCGAUCCCCCAGCACAUUGGCGUCUCUUUUUUCAAACAGCCUUCUCCACUGCCAGAGAGAGACCAGCAUUCCCCAAAUCUCCUUUGUAAGCCCUCUAGUCCCACUGCUCCCCUGGUCACACGCACCCCCACCUCUUGGGCUAGAAGGGAGAGUCAGCGAAAGGUAGCACUGGCUGAGAGUCCCAGCUGGACUGCAGGCACCAGGAAAGGAUUCGGCUCUAGCGAAGUCUCCUUAGCCUUUAUCAAGUAAGAUAAAGGCUCUUUGCACUGACAGUGUCCCUGUGAUCCCCAGCAUCAGCAGAAGCAUCUUUUGAGGGGGACCGGAGGGUCCCCUUCUCACUCAUUUGCAAGCACUGUUGUUGUUUCAUGCUUCCCUCCAAGUCAUUGGGUGCUGAGGUUGGACCCCUGGGGUGGCGCAUGCGUGAGACCCCUGCAGGCUUCGGUCCUGCACCUUCAUCCUGGCAGUCUAGUAAAGAAAGCAAAUCCCCUGGUGGGUAUGUGUAUGCCUUGCUGUGGUGUAGCUGCCGGAUCUGUGUCCUAGUGCAUGCUUGUGCCGUCCACAUAGUGCUAAUGCCAAGUUCCAGGUUAGGGGAAGGGUUUGGUUACUGUUUAGCCUGUAGGAUUAUGCAAACAGCAGAGGUAUUAUUGUGAAUUCAUUGCUCAGCAGGACAAUGAACUGAGAGCGCUCUAGCCCCACAGACAGUGGCAUGCUGACAAUGACCCAUAGCCGCUUCCCUUGCCGAGAGCCUUUAUCCCCAGCAAGUUGUGUGAAUCCAGGAGCUGGCGAUCGGAGGCUUAUUCCAAGUGUUCUGCCGAGAAACACAGCGCGCUGAGAGAGACCCCACAGGACGAGGUAUUUUUAUACCCACUGAUGGCUGUUUGCUGAUCGCGGUUGUGAGGCUCAUGACAGUGAGCUGUAAUAACAGUAAAGAUUCACACACAGACACAGAGCCAGCCUCUGGCUGCUACAUCCUUCUGUGAAACCCGCCCAGCCACCCGCAACCCCAGUCUUCUUCCGAGCCGGUUUCCUUUCUCUGAGGCACUAGAGCGCUGCAUAGCUAGCCCACCUGGAAUGCGCCCAGCACAGACCUUGGUGAGAUAAAACAGAGAGAUCCUGGCUAAAGCAGGUUUGGAGAGUCCUGAAAUUAUCCCUGCAGACCAGCUUCAGGGGCAUUUUCAUGCUGUGCAUCGGUGUAAGAUUUUAAUGAUGUCAUAUUGGACCAGUCUGGGUGACUUCAAUAUAUAAAAAUGAAGAGGGGAAAAAACUAAUCAAUUCAAUAUAUGACUCCUGUUUGCUUACUGUAUGGUUAUAUCAUAUGUGACAUUUACUCCUGUCUCUGAUGAUGCUCUAUCUUUGAUUUUAAUAUUUCAGUUUGUUUUGGCAUCCGCUGUAUCAUUCCUGUGCUGUAACUUUUUUAAUUUCCUUGUUAGGUAUUAGAACUGCACUUAUUUUUUUAAACGCAUUUCUGCAUUGGAAGCAUUCAACAUGAAGUGGGAAGAGUAUCAAAGUCUGUGGAGGGUUGAGUCCUCCAGAUUUUUCUAUUUGUUUAUUUUCCCUCCUCCCUCCUUCCCAUCCCCCUCUUCUGCCAAGUGCACAAGUCUUCAGAAGUUGGAUUUGGAGAUGGGAUGUACCAUACGUUUGCCUCUUGCUAGUUUGUCUCCAAGGCCUUGCUGAACAACAAUAUCACGGCUGUCGGCAAGCACGAUAGGUGAGCCUCACACAAAAUAAUUGCAAAAAUCUCUCUCUAUAUAUAUGUCAAGUAUAUGAAGGAUGCUUGAUUGGCUUUUUUAAUUUAUGUCUUCUGUUCUCGGUUCCAUUCUCUGCCCUUCCUUCCUAGCUCCAGUCUCCUCCUCCAUGCAAGCAAUUCAAAAUAUUUAAAAAAAUAAAAAGUUUACAUUAUAGUUAUUUUCAAAUCUUUGCUUGAUAAGUAUUAAAAAUAAGGAGUAUCUAACUUGCUGCCAUAAUUUAAGGCUUUUGGGUGGGGUUUUUGUUUGGGUUUUUUUGGAGCAAUAUGUUUUUUUGCUGGAAUCUGAAGUCUGAGACCUUCUUGUGCUGGAAACACAUGAAAGUUGUUGAAUAAUGACAAGCAGACUGUGCAUGUCUCUGAUGCUUUGUAUAAUUCAUAUGUGGACAUUCAGUCUUUGGACAAUAAACAGUAUUCUAAAAAAUUA
This is a messenger RNA of Terrapene triunguis (Three-toed box turtle), 3339 nucleotides long. It is a transcript of the gene TIMP2, whose product is annotated as TIMP metallopeptidase inhibitor 2. NCBI's taxonomy places the organism in Eukaryota, Metazoa, Chordata, Testudines, Emydidae. The transcript is spliced from 5 exons. Gene Ontology annotation, biological process: negative regulation of endopeptidase activity; negative regulation of membrane protein ectodomain proteolysis. The coding region runs from base 92 to 754 and encodes 220 amino acids. Gene Ontology annotation, cellular component: extracellular matrix. Gene Ontology annotation, molecular function: metalloendopeptidase inhibitor activity; protease binding. The record is from RefSeq and is a predicted model, not a curated record.